CGGGCUCAGGUGGCGCCGACGCCUGUAGCUUUCUGCCCGCGUAAACACAGCCCCAGUGUAAAGAAACUCCUCUCCCUGUGGGCCCGAAGCCGUAGCGUCGCUUUCAGGCGGGAAAGGUAUGAACAGAGUAGUGCUCGCUUAGGAUCCUGCGGGGUGUAAAACAGUUUGGGAAAUCUGAGAAGUCGCUCAAGUAUUUUUCUCUAGUAAAUGCUCGUGGAUUGAGUAUCGCGUAGAUAAUCGGAAUGUAAUUUUGUUGUAAAAAUGAUCAUGUUAGAAAUAAGUGGAAGGUGGCAACCUGUUGACAGUGAUACCUGUCAAGUAUCAUCCGAUGGACUUGGGUUGCUCAGGGUAGGAAUUUGAUCUGCAGUUUUGCAUGCUUGCAUGUACCUUGUUACUGCAUGCAUGGCAGUCCAGUCUAGUGCUGGUGAAUGCGAGGCUAACCACUGGGCCAGAACUCUCUUGUUUUUUGGCGGUGGAAUGGACUCUUAGUCACUGGGCAAUGGGGCAACCCUUUUGCAGGCCUUGCUCACCAAACGGAAUGAAAUGGCCAGUCGGUGGUGGUGUCUGUGAGUACAGGAUGUGAGGCCCCUUGGAGGAUGACAAAAGGAAUGGAUGAGGUCAUACUGCUGCUGGGUUGGUUGGGAAGAUGCAGCAGGAAAGGCUUGACCUAAAGGCAGCAGCCAUAGCACUGGACUAUCACAGCCCGUUCCUCCAUGCCAGCCCAGCAGGUGGACUCCAACGAAGGGCACUGUUCAAGCAUGUGGGUUUUAUCUCUGUGUCAGAGAUCUAGGGGAGCCUGCUAUGAGUCUGCUGCUGGCUUACCAUCUACUUGGCAAGCAAGGUUUGCCUCCCUGUGUUCAGUCAGCUGAAACAGUAGUGAGGCCAAUGAGCCUUUUAUGACCAGGCACUGUGUGGGGGCAGUUCUCAAGGGUUGUAUUAUAAUCUGUGACCUUGGGGAUAGGAAAUAUCUGACUGAUUUGCCUGGUUAUGGUCUCUCUUGUAGCAGUUGUGGUCUCUUGUAGCAGCCUACUCCUGUUUAGCAGUCUCAUCUAGCCUCCUCCCCUGGCUUUGUGCGCUCUCUUUGACAUCUCCCAUCUCCAUCCCUGGCCUCCCAUCUGAGCUGCAGCCUCACCUUUCUAGCUGUCUUCCACAUUUCCAUGUGUUCCUUUGAUGCCAAAUAGCCAUGACCAAAUCUAAACCCCAGUCUUUGCGCACCCCAAAAUAUUCAUGUUGCCUUCACUACCUCAAUGUAUGCAGCUGUCCUUGAGUUUGGAGCCACCUGUAUUCCUCUCUUAGUUCUCCAUGCAACUCCCAGAACCAUUUUCACCAUCUUAAUAUGCUGGCCCCAGCCUUCUGGUGAGCCACUCAAUUCUUUGCUCUCCCUGUUUCCCUUCUCCCUAGCCCCCAUCUAUAGUUUUCUGAAUACAGAGUGGCUUUUUAAAUUGCAAGUGUAAAAUUGAAGCAGUACAGACAGGAACCAGCUUGCCUGGGUGGUAAAGCAGCUCUACCACUUUCUAGGUGUGGGACCUUGUGCAAGUUGCUUAACCUUUCUCUCACAGUGCUGUGCGAGAUCUGUUGCGUGAAAAUGUAUAAAGUGCUUAGAACAGGGUCCAGCAGCCCAUCUUUCUCAAGAUAAGAGCCAGAAUCCAAGUCUUGCUUGCCCUUACAGACUUUCUCCUCUCAUUCCCCCUGGGCAUGCUGUUCUCACCUGCCAUACCACACUCCUACCCUAGGGCCUUUGCUCUUCCCUGCGUCACCUGGAAUGUCCCCUUACACCUUCACUACCCACCUGGCUCACUCUUCCUUUCCUUCAGAUGAAUGCUGGCUAUGAGGCCUUUGCUGUUCACCCUUUCUGAAGUUACCUUCCCUUCCCCAACUCUUUACUUCAUUUUCUUUUGAGCACUUUUUAGUUUUUCUUAGUUGUUAAUUUGGCCAUCUCUCCUGCUAAAAUGUGACCUCUGUGAGGCAGAGAUUUUGUCUGUCUUGUGUCCUCAGCAUCUAGGAUGGUGUGUAUGCAUCACAUGGAAGGUGUUCAUCAAACACUUGUUGAAUGAGUAGAGAAAGCUUGCAGAGGGAAAGCAAGGAAUUUGCCCAGGACUGCCCCACUGUUGGUCUCUGUGCCUUGAGCUGCUGCCCUUUGGGGCUAGGUAGGUUUUCCAAGGAGUGCACGCUCUCUCUCUCUACAGCUCUCUGAUCCCACCCUGUACAUCUCUUCAAGACUUGCCUUUAUCAGUAUUGUCAUUUUCAUCUUUGCCUUGUGUUUGUACAUGGCUGCUUCUUAGUCUUUUAAAAUGGUAGCAGAUGUUCCCUGUCCUGUAUUGCCGUUUGUCUUCAAACCAUCCAUCUUCUCAUGUCUUCAUUUUAGCUUUCUUCAGUUCCCAGAAUCACUAAUUGGCUCUCACUGGAGUCUGUGCAGACCUACCAGGUACUGAGGGGUUUGAUCCUGGUCUGAUCUAUAGCAGUGUGCAUGCUGACUUACUUGUCCUCUUAAAUGAUCUUUUUUUGGUUGUCAGGAGACUGGCCUUACUCCACUGGGUGUUCCCAGUGCCUGCCUGGCUGCAGCCUCCUUAGCAUUUACUGCAGUUCAUAUAGUCUGUCAUCUGUGUUGCAUUUCCUUCAUCCUUAGCACCUUUCCUUGACACAUUUCUGGGGGAGGUAUUGUGUUAAGUUCCCAUUGAAAUCAGAACAGUAAGGAAAUCUUAAAAUCCAAGAAGUGUAGUGACAGCUCAGUGGUCAUUACCCUUCCAACUGUCGCCAGGUGGCAGAGACUUUGUCUCUUGUUCAUGAGAGUGCCUUUCCUUGGAGUAGACGAGAUGUGUUGAAUGAAUUGAUUAAAUCUAAACAAGUUUCUGGUUUUUAUGUUGUGUCGCCUUCAAAAUACAACCUCCAUGCUCUAUUCCUUUGCUGUAAACUUCUUAAAUACAUAAUGUUUGCUGACUCCGGUCCAUGCAACCAGUCAGGCCUCCCCGUGUGCAUAUAUGGGCAUGCAUGGGCGUAUCUGCACCUGUAUGCAUGGCAUAUUCAUCUGUGUAUGUGUGCCUACAUGUGCUUCUCCUGCUCUAAUGCUCAGCCCUCCUGCAGACCUCUGGGUUUUUGGAUUGCCCCUCUGAGCUGCCUUCUCAGCCUCAUGCCAGCCCUCUUGUUGUGCUUCCUCUGGAGUGAAGCUUCUCAGAGUUGCAUCCUCAAACCUUUUUGGUCUGUGUUCCGAACCUCUGCGCAGCCUCCCUUCUGUGGUUUUGGCAGCUAUCACCUUGCUAAUGAGUUCUGGCCCUUUGUCUCUGGACCAGUCACAGCUCUAGAGCUGUGGCCUCAGCACCUGUCAGAUAGGUCUACCUGGAGGCUCCAUCUAUUCUCUACGGGCUCCUGCCUGAGUGCUGGAACAGGUGUGUCUCUCCAGGGAAAGCCUCAUUCGCCUUCAGUUUCCUCUUGUCUGUGCUUUCCACCUCUCCUUGGUCAGCAGAGCAGUCAGUUCUGUCUUCACUGUUCUUGAGAGCUCCCGCCCUCUCACUAGGGCUUCUUUUACACCUUGACCCUCUGGCCUAGAGGACUCUUCCUGUGCCUUGGGCACAAGGACUGUGCCUGGCACAGCAGUUAGUCUCCUUUCUCAAUUUGGGACUGAACUGUGGCAUUAGAGUCACCUCACCUCAGUGACUCUUCAUUGCUCCCAGGAUGGAGCCAGGCUCCAGAUGGCACUCAGGACUCCCUGUGCCUUGGCUCCAGCUGUCUCCUGCAGCUCCCCUACCAACCCCAGCCUGGCUCCCUUCCCCACAGCCACCAUCCCCUCUUCUACUGGGAACAGAACCAUGCCACCUCUGGCGACUUCAGCACGCUGCAUCACUGUCCUGGUCCACGUGCCACCUUGUGGGCCCAGGAGAGCCCUGGGGUUCCAGGGUAGCACAGCGCCCGGCCGUACCUCUGAGGCCCUAGUGCUGCAGAGUUGAGCUGAGGGUCUCGCACUCACCCUCUGACUGACCCAGCCCUGGCAGGUGGAAGAAGCAAGGUGCCACUUUGGCAUGAAGACAGACUCGCUUAGUCGUCAGUCAUUUAAGCUGAGUGCAUUGUGAUUUCCAAUAAUUGAGGCAGUGGUUCUAAAAGCUGUCUACAUUAAUGAAAAGAGCAAUGUGGCCAGCUUGACUAAGCCGCCAGCGUGUGCAGCGCGGGCAGGACGGCAUCCGGGUCUCGACGGACUUGUGCAUGUUAGCUGUAUAGAUUUAUAUAAGGUUUUUUAAAACUGGUCUUUUAAAUAGUCUUAAUCACUUUUACUAUGGAGACAUAUGAGAGUCCCUCUCCUCUCCCGCGUGAGCCCGCAGGAGAAGCAGUGAUGGAGAAACGUGCUUGCUCCUUCCAAGCGCUGCCCCAUGAACAGUCUCCACCACCUCCCCUGCAAACGUCCAGUGAUGCAGAGGUAAUGGACGUUGGCUCUGGUGGUGAUGGACAGGCCGAACCCCCUGCUGAGGACCCAUUCAACUUCUACGGAGCUUCUCUUCUCUCCAAAGGAUCCUUCUCUAAGGCCCGCCUCCUCAUAGACCCGAACUGUAGUGGCCACAGCCCGCGCACCGCCCGGCACGCACCUGCGGUCCGGAAGUUCUCCCCUGACCUUAAGUUGCUUAAGGAUGUAAAGAUUAGCGUGAGCUUUACCGAGAGCUGCAGGAGUAAGGACAGGAAGGUGCUGUACACAGGAGUGGAGCGCGACACUCGUGUGGAGUGUGGUCUGGCCCUUAGCCCUGUCAGUGGAGACGUGCAUGCUUGUCCCUUUGGCGGGAGUGUUGGUAAUGGGUUAGGUAUAGGGGGUGAGAGUGCUGAUAAGAAGGAUGAGGAGAAUGAGCUGGAUCAGGAAAAGAGAGUGGAGUAUGCAGUGCUCGAUGAGUUAGAAGAUUUUACUGACAAUUUGGAGCUAGAUGAAGAAGGAGCAGGCGGGUUCACGGCUAAAGCAAUCGUGCAAAGAGACAGAGUGGAUGAAGAGGCCCUGAAUUUCUCCUAUGAGGACGAUUUUGACAACGAUGUCGAUGCUCUGCUGGAAGAGGGCCUUUGUGCUCCCAAAAAAAGAAGAGUGGAGGAGAAAUAUGGAGGAGACAGCGACCAUCCGUCUGAUGGAGAGACAAGUGUGCAGCCAAUGAUGACCAAGAUUAAAACAGUACUCAAAAGUCGUGGCCGCCCACCUACAGAACCAUUGCCUGAUGGGUGGAUCAUGACAUUCCAUAACUCCGGAGUCCCCGUGUACCUACACAGAGAGUCUCGGGUGGUCACCUGGUCCAGGCCAUACUUCUUGGGAACGGGAAGCAUACGGAAACAUGACCCUCCUCUGAGUAGCAUCCCCUGUCUGCAUUACAAGAAAAUGAAGGACAAUGAGGAAAGGGAGCAAAACAGUGAACUCGCCCCUGGUGGAGAAGUGUCACCUGUCAAGCCCCUCAGCCGAUCUGCAGAGCUGGAGUUCCCUAUGGAAGAGCCUGACUCCAUGGGGGCCGACUUGGGGCCCCCAGAUGAGAAGGACCCACUGGGGGCUGAGGCUGCCCCUGGGGCCCUGGGGCAGGUGAAGGCCAAAGUCGAAGUUUGCAAAGAUGAAUCAGUUGAUCUGGAGGAAUUUCGGAACUACCUGGAGAAGCGUUUUGAUUUUGAGCAAGUUACUGUGAAGAAAUUUAGGACUUGGGCUGAGCGGCGGCAGUUCAACCGAGAAAUGAAACGGAAACAGGCUGAAUCCGAGCGGCCCAUCCUGCCAGCCAAUCAGAAGCUCAUCACUCUAUCUGUGCAAGAUGCACCCACAAAGAAAGAGUUUGUCAUUAACCCCAAUGGGAAAUCUGAGGUCUGCAUCCUGCACGAGUACAUGCAGCGCGUCCUCAAGGUCCGCCCUGUUUAUAAUUUCUUUGAAUGUGAGAACCCAAGUGAGCCUUUUGGCGCCUCGGUGACCAUUGAUGGUGUGACCUAUGGAUCUGGAACUGCAAGCAGCAAAAAACUUGCGAAGAAUAAAGCUGCCCGAGCUACGCUGGAAAUCCUCAUCCCUGACUUUGUUAAACAGACCUCUGAGGAGAAACCCAAAGACAGUGAAGAGCUUGAGUAUUUUAACCACAUCAGUAUCGAGGACUCAAGGGUCUACGAGCUGACCAGCAAGGCCGGACUGUUGUCUCCCUAUCAGAUCCUCCACGAGUGCCUUAAAAGAAACCAUGGAAUGGGUGACACAUCCAUCAAGUUUGAAGUGGUUCCUGGUAAAAACCAGAAGAGUGAAUAUGUCAUGGCGUGCGGAAAGCACACAGUGCGCGGCUGGUGUAAGAAUAAGAGAGUUGGGAAGCAGUUAGCCUCUCAGAAAAUCCUGCAGCUGCUGCACCCACAUGUCAAGAACUGGGGGUCUUUACUGCGCAUGUAUGGCCGAGAAAGCAGCAAGAUGGUCAAACAGGAGACAUCAGACAAGAGCGUAAUUGAGCUGCAGCAGUACGCCAAGAAGAACAAGCCGAAUCUGCACAUUCUGAGCAAGCUGCAGGAGGAGAUGAAGAGGCUGGCGGAGGAGAGGGAGGAGACGCGGAAGAAGCCCAAGAUGUCUAUUGUGGCGUCUGCCCAGCCUGGCGGCGAGCCUCUGUGCACUGUGGAUGUGUGAGGGAGUGGCAGGCUGGGUGUGGGGACUGCCAGCUCCACUGCCAGGGAGACCACACACUUCUCUGCAGCCUUGCGCCUUCCAUCUAAAUUCUUCCCCUAUGGCCCCAUGUCUGAGGGCUGGGGCCAGAGGGGGGGAGCUCUCCGGUACAUGGGGACAGCCAGGGCCAUGUACUGUUUCCUUGGGGGCCACCCACGGGUCUGAGUAUACUUGUUCAAGCAUCAACUCAGCCUGCCUGCACAAGUGGAAGCCAAGCUUGGAGGUAGCUGUGGACUUCUGCUUGUGUGAACUUGUUGCAGAUUGGUUUUAUGAAGGUUUUAAUGAAUUUUAGUAUAUAACAUGCACUGACAAGAAAUGAUAGCUGGAUGACAGAUGAAAUGAGAAAAUGAUGGCCAAGUCCUAUGGUGCCCUGUACCCAGGGCUCCUGUGGGCCACUGCAGGGACCUAGUCAGAAGGCGCACGCUGGCACCCCAUUCCCUUUCCUGCUUCCUGUGUUUCCCCUUUUUCUCUGAAAAUGUUAAAACAGGAAGGAGUAUUUCAGACCUUUUUGGUUUAAGAUAAGUACAAUUUUAGCAUCAGAACUAUUUUUCAGAGAUUGCAGGCAAACCAUCAAGGUGAUUGCUCUUUAGCCAGUGUGAGUCUCCACCUGGCUUGUUGGCCUGGCCCUGGGCUGGGGUGUGGUCCAUUUUACUGAGUAAGUCUUAAUGCCCUAAAAAACACGCCUUCUUAGACCCUGAGGCCCCUCACCUUUGCUGGCCUCUAGCAGUUUUUUACUGAAGAUUUUUGCACAGUCAAUUUCCAUCAGUCCACCCUUCAAUUUUUAAAGCUUUUAAGAUAUUUUAGCAUUUGGGAAGAAACUUUUACAGUGAGUAGAAGAUAGAUUUGGAAUCAUGUAGCAGAUAUAAACAAUGCAUUUUAGCAUGUGGAUUUAUUUAAGAGGAAACAAGGACCUUCAGUGCAAUCCAUUCUUGAUCACAAACUGGCACUCCUCUCCAGACCUGGUGCAAGCACAUGGGAGGGUAGCUCUAACUGUUCUGUGACUUCACUGGAUUUCAAAGGCAGCCGCCUUGUGCAUCCAGGCCUGGUGACCAGCUUGCUCCUCUGACCAGUAGCCUAUGCUCUCCAGGUGGCCCCUGUGGACAGGUACAAGGAUAGAUGUGACCCUGCCUUGAGUCCCAGGGGAUUUGGGUGUGCUUGGGGUCCUGGGUUGUCUCCACAUGCAAGGUAGUAGUGGUCAACCAUUGGCUCCCUGUCCCUAGCACCUAUUCAGGGUACCACAUGCUCAUGGCAUACUGCCAGAUGCAGGAGCCCAGCACUGGUUUGCAUUGUCAUGUUCCUCGGGUGUGCCCAUCUUCUACUACAUCCCUUAUGGAUGGUGUUGAUGGCAUUUGUUUCCAGGAAGACAAUGUUGGCCUUGUGGGCCAUCCACAGUGUAUCCCUCCUUUACCACCUGUGUGACCAAGGUUGGCUUCUUUGUUGACCUUUAUAAAACAAACUC
This is a messenger RNA of Pteropus alecto (black flying fox), 8081 nucleotides long. RefSeq names its product DGCR8, microprocessor complex subunit (gene DGCR8). Bases 4265 to 6586 code for a protein of 773 amino acids. The transcript is spliced from 14 exons. Gene Ontology annotation, cellular component: microprocessor complex. The record is from RefSeq and is a predicted model, not a curated record. Gene Ontology annotation, biological process: primary miRNA processing. NCBI's taxonomy places the organism in Eukaryota, Metazoa, Chordata, Mammalia, Chiroptera, Pteropodidae. Gene Ontology annotation, molecular function: double-stranded RNA binding; primary miRNA binding; heme binding.